This is a messenger RNA of Phytomonas sp. Hart1, 1290 nucleotides long. NCBI's taxonomy places the organism in Eukaryota, Euglenozoa, Kinetoplastea, Trypanosomatida, Trypanosomatidae. The record is from the annotation of a GenBank genome assembly.
AUGCCAAAAGGGUACCCAGACACCACGGCCCCUGGAUUCCAGAGGUUUUUUUGCCUAUCUCAAGCUAGCAGUUUCGUGUCAAAUUUUGGCGCCUCGCUAGGAUUUCAAGCACUCCUCAACGGGUUCUUUCUGGGAAGUUCACCGCAGCUGUGGAUUUUCAAGGAUCUCGGCCCGGCCCUUAUGGCGGCUUACCUUGCUAAUCGCGUGGUGAACUAUGAGAAUCGCCCCAAGUUUUGGUUUUCGUUUAGCGUGUCUAUCAGCAAUGCAACUGUGAUUUUGGAAAUGUUGAUUCCGUCCGUCGUGCCGACGCACCUUCUUAUGGCUGCGAUUUUAACCUCCACCAUCAAGCAGUCGACGUCGUUGAUGUAUUCAGUCUCCCGUGCGGCCGCUUUACAACACUUUGCCACGCACAAUAACUUGUCCGAGCUUACCAGGAAGUUUAAUUCGGUUGGCAUGGUUACCUACACGGUCUCGACGACGCUAGGGAUCGUCUUCUGCGCCUACGUCCCAAGCUUUACGAUCCAGCUCAUAACGGUGGUGGUGUGCUGCGCGUUGAAUUCAGUCCUUGCCCCGGUGAUCAUGCGUCCAAUCGUAUUUCGGAUUGUCAACUUUAACACAAUUCACCUUAUUAUGCACGCUUACAUUACCGAGGGAAAAAUUUUAACACCCGAUAACGUGUCCGAAAAUAUCGGCAUCCUUAUGGUACCAAGAAUACUUAAUAAACCGUACGAGCAUCCCUCUCUUAUUUAUAUUAGCCCCCCUAUCGAUAAACUUAUAAUUCGUUCCGACACCCUCGACGAAGAUGUCUUGUACGUGGACAGGAAUGGGAUGUUUAUGCUCGCGUUGUGGGAACCCACCAAUGCACCCUUGACGAUCAGGGAGUGCUGGCACCGUUGGGAGAUGCCCUCAUUUUUUCGCAUUCUACGGUACCGGCUUUUACCGCAAUCACUUUUCGUUAAGCGGGCAAAGCGAGGAACGGACACCGUCUUUGGUGGAAAGCGGCUGGCGCUGUUGGUUCACAACAAAUGCAGCUCACGCGAUCUCAUCACCGCGUAUCUCAUUUUAUAUACUGCGGUGUUAAGGCACGCAAGGACCGAGUUGGAGCUUCGGAGUUUUAUCAAGUCCUGUCAUACCGAACAGCGGAAGUGGAGGGAGGAGGCUUUCAGCCUGCGGCAAAACAUGCGGCUUGUGAAUUGGGAUGUGGACCUUCCGGCGAUCGAUCACCCGCAUUUUCGUCUUUCCGAGAUGAUUGUGCCAUUGUCGAUGCGGGAGGGUGAUUUUAAUUUAUGA